AUGCCCUUUUUCCCUGUAGACAACUGUUCGUCGAGCCCUGACAGGUGGGGCAAGAGAGAGGCAGCUCGAAAACAUGAGGAGGCAGGAAGAUUAUCGGGAGGACACAAUUCGUCGGCUGCACGAGGAGAAAAGAUUAGAAGCCAAUAUGAGUAAUGAAGAAAGGAUAUCAGAGAAACGAUUUAUAAGGCGUACAAUGAUGGAACAAAAAGAAAGAGAAAUGGAAGAAGCAAUAUUAAAGGCACAGAGGGACCGUUUGAUCCGAGAGGAACAGAUGUUACAGGAGGAGAGACUGGCUGCAGAGCUAGAGAAGAGGAAACUAGAUUCCAUCAGGGACGAGAAGAUGAGACAGCAAAUCAGGGAAAUCAGUUUAGAGUUGAGAGCAUUAGAAGCUAAGCUACGAUCUGCGUACAUGAACAAAGAAAGGACUGCCCAGAUAGCAGAGAAAGAGGCCAUCAAAUUUGAUGUCAUGAAACGUGACUCUGAGAUAGCUCGCGAGAUGAAGAUUGAGCACGAGCGAGCAGAGGAGGCAGCUCGGCAGCGCGAGGUGGAGAAGCUCAUUGAUGACAGGAAGUCUCAGUUCGCCGCAGACCGCGAGCGGGAGCUUGAGGAGCGCCGUGAGGAGGAGAGGAUGGAGGCAUUCAGGAAACAGAUCAUUGAGGAGGAGAGACAGAAACUGCUCAGGGAGCACGCCAUGAGGCUGCUGGGAUAUCUACCCAAGGGAGUGAUCCGUGACUCGGGCGACCUAAACAUGCUGGGGUCAGAGUUCAAGGACGCAUACAGUAAGCGUCAGAUUGAUCCGUUCGACGAGGAGGCGUGGGACCAGCGUCGGUAGGAAACCGACCAAUCAAAAUUAGGCAUCUGUGAUAAUGAAAUUCUACAAAAUGAACUAAUAUUCCGUCCCAUCAUUGGAUAGCUGUACAUUGUUUCUGGAAGUACAUGUAUGUUAUUGGGUGAUGUUAAUGGCAGAACAUGUAUGGUAAUGAACUAUUUUAAUGGAUUGUCAAUUUGUGUAAAUAAUGGUCGGCAGUGGACAAAAGCCAUUACUUUCUCAUGAAUUCUUUUUUCUCGGUGUAAGUGUGUGUGUGUGUGUGUGUGUGUGUGUGUGUGUGUGUGUGUGUGUUUGUAAUCACAUGAAAGCCA
Molecule: messenger RNA, 1140 nt
Organism: Magallana angulata
Lineage: Eukaryota; Metazoa; Mollusca; Bivalvia; Ostreida; Ostreidae
Product: meiosis-specific nuclear structural protein 1-like
Exons: 5
Coding region: 74-832 (252 amino acids)
Biological process (GO): cilium organization
Cellular component (GO): motile cilium
Source: RefSeq, a predicted model, not a curated record